Messenger RNA from Magnolia sinica, 1787 nucleotides. RefSeq lists its product as uncharacterized. Lineage: Eukaryota; Viridiplantae; Streptophyta; Magnoliopsida; Magnoliales; Magnoliaceae. The record is from RefSeq and is a predicted model, not a curated record. The coding region runs from base 172 to 1575 and encodes 467 amino acids. Gene Ontology annotation, cellular component: cytoplasm. The transcript is spliced from 11 exons.
GAACAAAAAUGGGAACGAGAAACUUCUAGGGAUUCUAGAGCCCGAAACUGUAGAAAAUCUGAGCCCGAUUCCAUAAACGGGUCUGAAAAUUCCGGAUAAGAUAUCCAUUUUCUCCUCCUAUCUUCCUAAGCAGCCUUCUCCAACCAUCAGAAGCAACAGCAGCAGUCAGCCAUGGCGACAGCAGCUUCCAUGGAUUUCGCUACUACUUUCUUCGGCUUUGCAAAACGACAGGCAAACGCUCUACGAAUCCAAUCCUCAGUCUUUCCCUUUCCACGGAAACUCUCUCCUCACAACACCUUUACCACAACAACAACAGCAACACUGCCUUCCAUUUCCCUGAAAUCAAUCCGUCUCCCAAACAGUCACAGCUUCUUCUUGAAAUCCUCGCCAUUGCCUUCGAAGAAGACGGGACAGCUUCGGAGAUUCAGGGCAUCAGCUGCGGCGACUCAGAGCGAGAGCUCGGAUGUUCUUACGAAGAUUCCUCCCGAUGAUCGCAUUCCGGCCACCAUCAUUACUGGAUUUCUAGGCUCUGGAAAGACGACUUUACUGAACUAUAUUUUGACUGCUGAUCAUGGAAAGCGCAUAGCAGUGAUUGAGAAUGAGUUUGGUGAAGUUGACAUUGAUGGUUCAUUAGUAGCUGCUCAAACUACUGGGGCUGAAGACAUUAUUAUGCUGAAUAAUGGUUGCUUAUGCUGCACUGUGAGGGGUGACCUGGUUCGUAUGAUUGGAGAGUUGGUUGAUAAGAAGAAAGGGAAAUUCGAUCAUAUUGUAAUUGAGACUACAGGCUUAGCAAAUCCAGCACCGAUAAUCCAGACAUUCUAUGCAGAGGAUGUAGUUUUCAAUGAUGUUAAGUUGGAUGGAGUCGUUACCUUGGUCGAUGCAAAGCAUGCGGGUUUUCACCUAGAUGAGGUUAAGCCCAAAGGAAUAGUCAACGAGGCAGUGGAACAAAUUGCAUAUGCAGACCGCAUUAUAGUGAACAAGACUGACCUUGUUGGUGAGCCAGAAAUUGCUUCCUUGAUCCAGCGGAUAAAGAACAUCAAUCGGAUGGCUCAUCUGAAGCGGACAUCCUUUGGUAAAGUUGAUCUGGAUUAUGUUCUUGGGAUUGGGGGCUUUGAUUUGGAAAGGAUAGAGAGUGCUGUCAAUGCUGAAGGUUCGAAGGAUGAUCACGAUGAUCAUGAUCACAAGCAUGACCAUCAUCAUCAUCACCAUGAUCAUGAAGAACAUGACCAUAAACAUGAACAUCAUGCUGAUCACCAUGCCCAUGAUCACACUCAUGAUCCUGGUGUUUCUUCUGUUAGCAUAGUUUGUGAAGGGAGCUUGGAUCUCGAGAAGGCUAAUAUGUGGUUAGGUACAUUAUUAUUGGAACGCAGUGAUGACAUAUAUCGUAUGAAGGGUCUCCUUUCUGUUGAGGGUAUGAAUGAGAGAUUCGUCUUUCAGGGAGUUCAUGAUAUAUUCCAAGGUUCUCCAGAUAGAUUGUGGCAGCCGGACGAACAGAGAGUCAACAAGAUUGUAUUUAUUGGAAAGAAUUUGGAUUCAGAGUCCUUAGAGAAGGGCUUCAAAGCCUGUUUGCUGUGAUUUGAUGACGGCCCACCAAAGGGGACGAAUACCGUUCAGUUUGUUAUGAAUGGAGAGUAUUGGACGACUUUAUCCUCCAUGACAAACCCACAUACUAUUUUUCCUGCAACUGCGUGGUGAUCAACUGCCCUUUGGGAUAUUGGGAUUUUGGAUGUCGUGAUCAAAACCACAUGGCACGUAUUUUAUAAAUAACCAUUCAUAUAGUUUUAUCA